ACUCUGAAGAAUGGAAGAUUUCUACAACACAACUUCACAGAACAGCAGCGAUGAAUACGACAGAGAGAAAUUAGAAAUCCCACAUGUCAUGUAUGUGAUAGAUUGGAUCGUCAUCUCCAUCGGCCUUCCUCUGACCAUACUGGCCAUCUAUGCCCUGUAUUCUCUGGUGAGAAAAGAUCAUGUUGCUCCAAUCUACGUCAUCAACCUCCUCAUCUCUGAUCUCAUUCAGUUCUGCUGCAUGAUCGUUUGGCUGACAAGACCUGAGGAAAUUAUCAUCUUUUUAUCUUUAUUUAUUUAUAACAUAGCUCUGGCGGUCAGUGUCGGCUUCAUGACAUGUGUCGCUGUGGAAAGGUAUCUGGUUAUCGCCUGGCCACUGUGGUACCGUUUCAAACGGAGUAUCAAGGUCUCUGCUGUGGUGUGUGUCAUGGUCUGGGUCUCUGCAUUUAUCACUUUGUUGAUUAUCUUUUUAGGAUCUUAUUUCUCGUUCCUGCUCUUCUCCUCCAUCUACCUCCUCCUUCCCUUCCCCGUCCUUAUCUUCUCUCUGGCUGGGACCUUCAAAGCACUAUCUGCUGCCACCUCAGUCUCCUCUGAGGAAAAACGCAGAAUCGUUGGAGCUUUGAUUCUGGUGUUGUUAAAUUACACAUUGUUGUUCCUUCCCUCACUCAUUCAGCUCUUGUCUGAAAAAGCCAGAGAUGAUGAAAACUUCAGCAUCCUGUCUCUUUCCAUAAUCCAGUUCAGUCCUCUUGCAGACUUGGUUCUGUAUGUCUUCAUGAGGAAAGGGGCAUUUGACAGGCUGUUGGCCUGUCUGUGUUGCCGCAAUUCAGAAACACAACAAACAUCAGGUCAGACCAUCACUGUCAGUGAUGAUGUCGAGGCUUAACCAUCACUUGAGGUCAUCAUCAGGAAAAUGAAACCUGUUUCCCGGACCCUUUCCCACAUCCCUGAUAAAAUCAAACCUCUCUGCCAUACAGUAAGUCCAAAAACAAUAAACCACUCCCCUCAGUCUCGCUUUGGUCCAUCUGCACUUCAAACUGCUGUCAUCAAACUACUUCUUAAAAAACCCACCCUGGACCCAGAAAUGUCUGCCAACUACAGACCCAUCUCUAACCUCCCGUUUCUCACUAAAGUGCUGGAAAACGCUGUUGCCAUUCAGCUUCAGGACCAUCUACACCGACACAAUCUAUUUGAAAAAUUCCAGUCAGGUUUCCGUUCCACCCACAGCACAGAAACAGCUCUGGCCAGGGUCACAAAUGACCUUCUGAUGGCGGCGGAUUCUAGCUCUCCCUCCCUGCUCAUACUCCUUGACUUAACUGUAGCGUUUGAUACCUUGGAUCACUGCAUCCUCCUCAGCCGGCUCCACUGUGACAUUGGACUGUGUGGUACU
This is a messenger RNA of Toxotes jaculatrix (banded archerfish), 1384 nucleotides long. Its product is annotated as G-protein coupled receptor 4-like. Gene Ontology annotation, molecular function: G protein-coupled receptor activity. The transcript has 3 exons. Gene Ontology annotation, biological process: positive regulation of Rho protein signal transduction; phospholipase C-activating G protein-coupled receptor signaling pathway. Gene Ontology annotation, cellular component: membrane. Lineage: Eukaryota; Metazoa; Chordata; Actinopteri; Toxotidae. The coding region runs from base 11 to 880 and encodes 289 amino acids. The record is from RefSeq and is a predicted model, not a curated record.